Molecule: messenger RNA, 1814 nt
Organism: Dioscorea cayenensis subsp. rotundata (Guinea yam)
Lineage: Eukaryota; Viridiplantae; Streptophyta; Magnoliopsida; Dioscoreales; Dioscoreaceae
Product: pentatricopeptide repeat-containing protein At5g59600
Exons: 1
Coding region: 191-1525 (444 amino acids)
Biological process (GO): RNA modification
Molecular function (GO): protein binding; RNA binding
Source: RefSeq, a predicted model, not a curated record
UGUGCCCUAUUUUGGCAUAUAUACAAUGGUUGAAAACAUAUGAAUUUUCUCCCUCCAUUUGAUGCCAGUUAAUGCUUCAAUUCUGAACUUGUUACAGUUGAUUAAGAUAAUCUCAGUUCAAAAUAUCUAUUUUCUCAAAUGGUUGUCACAUUGCUUACAAUUGGAUAUUUGAUGUGUUGUUUGAAUUAUUAUGGGUAGGAUUGGAUUCGGUUGGCUUAAUUCUCUGAUCGCCCACCUCUCACACCAUGAUCUUCUACUUGACAACCAUGUUGCUGUUGUUGUUAUCCCAAGGGUUCUCCGUGCUUGCGCUAAGCUCUCGGAUAUCCAAACUGGUAAGGCUUUGCACAACCGAAUCACUCGUUCCUUUCUCGAUUCGGAUGCGUUCAUUAACACUGCACUCAUCAGCAUGUAUUCAAAAUGUGGUCGCACUGACAUUGCGCGGAGAGUGUUUGAUAGAAUGUCUGUGAGAGACUUGGUGGCUUGGAAUUCUAUGAUUUCAGGCUAUGCCUGCCUUGGUUUGCUAGAAAACGCCAUGGACUUAUUCGAUUUGAUGAAGUCUUCAGAAACAAAGCCGGAUUUAGUGACGUGGAAUGCACUUAUCUCAGGGUUCUCUCAGGCGGGGGAUGUUGAUAUGGUUCUAUAUAUGUUUUCAUUAAUGCAAGUGGAUGGGAUCAAGCCUGAUGUUUUCUCUUGGACUUCCAUCAUAUCUGGUUUUGUUGGUAACUUUCGGUAUAAGAGAGCAUUGCAGGUGUUCAAACAAAUGGUGGUCGCUGGAGUUCACCCGAAUUCGGUGACAAUCAGUAGUAUUCUGCCGGCUUGUGCCAUUGCUGCAGAUUUGAGACAUGGUAAAGAGAUGCAUGCUCAUUCUUUGGUUAUAGGAGCUGCCGAUGAUUUGCAUGUUAACACUGCACUCAUUGACAUGUAUGCAAAGUGUGGUCUCAUAUCUGAUGCAGUGAUGAUCUUUAAUAACAUGAGAGAAAGGAAUUCAGUCUCAUGGAAUUCCAUGAUUUUUGGAUAUGCAAAUUAUGGUUACUGUGAGGACGCAAUCAAACUCUUUUACAGUAUGGAAAACGAAGGCGUUAGACUAGAUCAUUUGACAUUUACUGCAGUCUUUACUGCUUGUAGUAAUGCGGGAAUGGUUGAAACUGGGAAGGAUUUGUUCAGCAUGAUGCAAACAAGGCAUGGAAUCAAGCCAAGGUUGGAGCACUAUGCAUGUAUGGUGGACCUUCUUGGCAGAGCUGGGAGGCUUCUUGAGGCUCAUGAAUUUAUCAAGAAAAUGCCGGUAGAACCAGAUUGUUUCGUCUGGGGAGCUUUGUUAGGGGCCAGUAGAAAACAUGGGGAUGUUGUGCUGGCUGAGAUUGCUACGUCUCAUUUGACUGAGCUGGAGCCGAAGAGUGUUGGCAGUGGUAAGUUGUUAAGCAAUAUACUUGCAGAUGCAGGGCAUUGGCGAGACGCAGCAGAGGUAAAGAAGAACAUGAAAAGAAGGAAAUUGAGAGGAUACCUGGGUUGCAGUUGGAUGCUGUAGAGUUGAAUGUAUGGCUGAAGAUUUUCACCUGUAUAUAAGUGAUAUGCUAAUCCUCACUUCAAGCGAAGAUUUUCACAUGUUUUCAUACUUAAGUUUUCUUUUUAAAAGAAAACGAACAACAUGAAAGAAGGAAUGGUCCCUCAAACAAAUCUUAACCGAAGAGAUAUCAUAAUGAAAUUGCAGCUGAGGUGUAAUAAUUAAGUUGUAGUUAGCCUCAUUUAAAAUAACAUGACAUCAAUCCACAUAUUGUAAUUAAAGCAUGUCAAGGAUGUAUCAACCUGUUGAGAGG